Molecule: messenger RNA, 758 nt
Organism: Rubroshorea leprosula
Lineage: Eukaryota; Viridiplantae; Streptophyta; Magnoliopsida; Malvales; Dipterocarpaceae
Source: the annotation of a GenBank genome assembly
CCAUUGAAAAUAAUAAUAAGAAGAAGAAGAAAGAAAAUCCUAACUGGGUCAAAAACCUCAAAAUUUUCUCUUCUUAAGUCGUAUUCCCAACGGAUUCCUUCCCCAAACAAAAUUUCCCAUCAGAAUCAAUGGCAACAACCAAGAGCUCUGAAGAAGCUACAUUUCCCACCAAACGCAAGGUCCAAGACCACGACAAUUCCCCACGGAAAGCCCCCAAAAUUGUGCCUCAGGACGAAAUUGAGGACAACGAAGAAAAUCAGACGAGCAACCACAACAAUUUGGGAACUCCCGUUGCCGAAUAUAAAACCGGCGACCAAGAACCUGAGGUUGAUGCUGAGGAAGACGAAGAUGGUGACUACGAGGAGGAGGAUGAAGACGAUGAUGAGGGAGAUGCUCAAGUGGACAGAAAAGGGAAGGGGAUUUUGAUAGAAGAGGAGGACGACGACGACGACGAGGAUGAUGACGAUGAUUCGAGUGAUGGCGAGGACGAUGAAUCAGAUGGUGAGAGCGAUUUGUCCGACGAUCCGUUGGCUGAGUUGAUUUGGACAAUAUUUUACCGUCCAGGACAAGGAGGCUGGUUGUGCAGCCCGGAGUUCACAGCAGCGACAGAUGAAGAAUGUAGUUGGAAAGCAUUUUGGAGUUCAAUUUGGAGGUUAGUAAUAUCAGGAAAUUGUUCUAAUUUUAUUGCUUGCUUCAGAUAUUCGAGUUUAAGUAUAUCCUAGAAUGUUGGUAGUAAAAUAUAAAUUUAAAAUUUUUUA